CGCAGGGCGGGCGGCAGGCGCGCGCUUAGUGCGUGUCGCUCCGCCGUGUGAACAGCCCGCUAGGCCAGUUGGCGUAUUUUUUCGACCGGACCGUAGAACCAAAAAGCCGCCACCAUGGACGCGAUUAAGAAGAAGAUGCAGGCGAUGAAGCUGGAGAAGGACAAUGCCAUGGACAAGGCAGAUACCUGCGAACAGCAGGCCAGGGAUGCCAACCUCCGUGCCGAAAAGGUAAACGAGGAAGUCCGUGAACUCCAAAAGAAACUCGCCCAAGUAGAAGAAGACCUUGUUGUUAACAAGAACAAGCUCGAACAGGCCAACAAAGACUUGGAGGAGAAGGAAAAGCAGCUGGCCUCCACCGAGGCGGAUGUGGCCUCACUCAACAGGAAGGUGCAACAGAUUGAGGAGGACCUCGAGAAGUCUGAGGAGAGGUCUGGCACAGCUCAACAGAAAUUGCUCGAGGCACAACAGUCUGCUGAUGAGAACAACCGUAUGUGCAAAGUAUUGGAGAACAGGGCACAACAAGAUGAGGAGCGUAUGGACCAACUUACAAACCAAUUGAAGGAAGCCCGUCUGCUCGCUGAAGACGCUGACGGCAAGUCUGAUGAAGUUUCACGUAAGCUGGCCUUCGUUGAAGACGAACUUGAAGUCGCUGAAGACCGUGUCAAGUCUGGUGAUGCCAAAAUCUCUGAACUUGAAGAAGAAUUGAAAGUUGUAGGUAACUCCCUUAAAUCCCUGGAAGUGUCAGAAGAAAAGGCCAACCAGCGUGUAGAAGAAUUCAAAAAACAGCUGAAGACCCUCACUACCAAACUGAAGGAGGCCGAGGCUCGUGCUGAGUACGCCGAGAAGACAGUCAAGAAACUGCAGAAGGAAGUCGACAGGCUUGAAGACACACUGUUCAACGAUAAGGAGAAAUACAAGGCGAUAUGCGAUGACUUGGACGGCACAUUCGCCGAACUCACAGGAUACUAACCGAUUCCUCACAUUUAGACUAAGUCAACAGUUCCAAAAACAUUAUCCAGAAAAUCCAAAUUACAUUAACAUUAUUUUUAAACUUAAUUUCAUCUUAAUUUAUUCACUCUCCAACCACCAACAAACCCUCAUCUUUCAAUCUUUUGUGACU
Messenger RNA from Pararge aegeria (speckled wood butterfly), 1120 nucleotides. RefSeq names its product tropomyosin-1 (gene Tm2). Lineage: Eukaryota; Metazoa; Arthropoda; Insecta; Lepidoptera; Nymphalidae. Bases 115 to 969 code for a protein of 284 amino acids. The transcript is spliced from 7 exons. The record is from RefSeq and is a predicted model, not a curated record. Gene Ontology annotation, molecular function: actin filament binding. Gene Ontology annotation, biological process: actin filament organization; muscle contraction. Gene Ontology annotation, cellular component: actin filament.